AUGCUGGAGUUAUAUGCAGAUACUUCGGUAAUUAUUUACAUUAUUGAAUGCUGCAUCUACAAUAUUGCCAGCGGUGGAAUUGAUUUUUAUUUUUUGGUGAUAGUAAUGCACAUUUGUGGGCAAGUUGAAAUACUAGCCUCAAGUUUUCGACAAUUAAUUAAUAACAAGAAGAAUCCAAAAUUAGAUAGAAAAAAAUUUAUAAUUAUUAUUGAACGAAAAAAAUACUUGUUGAAUUUAAUAGAUUGUCUUCAGAGAAUAUCUUUUGAGUUUUUGAUACUUGUUGUAUCGUUGGCGUCUACUAUUCAAUUGAAUGUUGUUGGUAAUUAUAAUAAUAAUAAUAAUAAUAAUUGUUAUUUUUUAUCAAGCAGCCAUUCAGGUGUCAAAAGUGGAUCAUUUUUCUACGUUUUUGCAGAAUUAUAUAUUUAUUGUUUCAUCGGUGACAAACUGUCUUCACACAUUGACAAUUUGUAUUUAUCUAUUUACGAAUGCUGUUGGCACAAUUUUCCUCCACGGAUACACUUAAUAAGACCUAAGUUUAAAGUUUAA
Messenger RNA from Cotesia congregata, 546 nucleotides. The record is from the annotation of a GenBank genome assembly. NCBI's taxonomy places the organism in Eukaryota, Metazoa, Arthropoda, Insecta, Hymenoptera, Braconidae.